Messenger RNA from Hirsutella rhossiliensis, 516 nucleotides. RefSeq names its product dUTPase domain-containing protein. Bases 1 to 516 code for a protein of 171 amino acids. NCBI's taxonomy places the organism in Eukaryota, Fungi, Ascomycota, Sordariomycetes, Hypocreales, Ophiocordycipitaceae. Gene Ontology annotation, biological process: dUTP catabolic process; dUMP biosynthetic process. Gene Ontology annotation, molecular function: dUTP diphosphatase activity; magnesium ion binding. The record is from RefSeq and is a predicted model, not a curated record. The transcript is spliced from 2 exons.
AUGUCGUCCACCACCGCCGCCGCCGCCGCUUCCCCGCCCUCCAAGCGCGUCAAGACGACCGACGACGGCUCGUCCAUCAUGGAGCCCGCCCCGGCCCUGCAGGUCAAGAAGCUCUCCGACCAGGGCCGCCUGCCGACGCGCGGCAGCGCCUUUGCCGCCGGCUACGACCUGUACGCCGCCAGGGACACGACGGUCCCGGCGCGGGGCAAGAUCCUCGUCGACACGGACAUUAGCAUCGCCGUCCCCGCCGGCACGUACGGCCGCAUCGCCCCCCGCUCCGGCCUCGCCUCCAAGCACUUCAUCGACACGGGCGCCGGCGUCAUCGACGCCGACUACCGCGGCCAGGUCAAGGUCCUGCUCUUCAACCACGCCGACGCCGACUUCGACAUCAAGGAGGGCGACCGCAUCGCCCAGCUGGUCCUCGAGCGCAUCGUCACCCCGGACGUUGUCGAGGUCCAGGAGCUUGACGAGAGCGUGCGCGGCGCCGGGGGCUUCGGGAGCACGGGCAAGCAAUGA